This is a messenger RNA of Thlaspi arvense, 300 nucleotides long. The record is from the annotation of a GenBank genome assembly. Lineage: Eukaryota; Viridiplantae; Streptophyta; Magnoliopsida; Brassicales; Brassicaceae.
AUGAAGAUCACCGAAAAGUGUGACGUUUAUAACUUUGGGACGUUGGCGUUGGAAGUAAUCAAAGGAGGAAAUCCAAGAGACUACAUCAACUCUCUGUCAAAACCAUUCGUAGAGAACACGGAUUUGGAAGAAAUGAUCCUUGAUCAUCGUCUUUGGCCUCCCUCUGUUGAAGUUAAGGAGGAAAUCGUGUUCAUCGUGAAACUGGCCUCCCGAUGCUUGAAUAAAGUUUCAUUCUUUAGACCAGGAAUGCAAGUUGUUGCUCAGCAAUUGUCCAGACGAAUGAAUGGAGAUCAUCCGUGA